AUGAAUAGCACCAUUAAGAUUACGAUUUAUUUUAUAUGUAUCUUGGUACUUUUAGCUGUGCAUUGCAAUGCAUUCAUAGGUAAAAAGUCAGACCGCUCUGGUGGCAAACAUGGUUGUGUUCGUCUUGGUGGCAUCUGCAAUAGUAGUUCCGAUUGUUGUGGCCACGAUGAUCCCGUGAGUGGCCAUUGUGUGGUUUGUAAUAGCUUUUGGGCUAGUCUCACUGGCAGAGGACAUGAUAAAUGUGCCUGCAUUUAUCAUUCUGCUAGUGUUCAUCGUGAUACUCAACCUGGCACUAGUAAAGCUUGCAAUGGUCCCGAUCGAUCUGGUAAGAGCGUUUGUCGUGUAUAUGAUACUUCUCCUGGUAAAAGUAAUCGUCGUGACAAGAAGCCCGUUUAG
Messenger RNA from Rotaria sp. Silwood2, 396 nucleotides. The record is from the annotation of a GenBank genome assembly. NCBI's taxonomy places the organism in Eukaryota, Metazoa, Rotifera, Eurotatoria, Philodinida, Philodinidae.